AUGUGCGGCAAUCCGAACACUCGUCUUCUCUCGCGUCUGAUCAUUGACUUUCUGCUACUGCUGGGAGUCUAUUGUGUGGCAUUGGUUGUAUUGCCACAGCAAUUGAAUACUGUUCAACGUGGUUUCCAUUGCAACGAUGCGAGCCUACAUUAUCCAUAUCGUCAGCCCUGGCUGACUAAGAUGCACUUGACCAUAGCAGUGAUUGCUUUGCCGGCAGCUUUCAUAUUGGUUGUGGAAAUGCUGAGAGCGGCAUUUGUCCCCCCCUCAAAGGAACUGAAGCAGCGUUUCGUUUUCGUUGGCGCCAGAAUACCAAGUUUCAUAAGUGAAUGCUAUAAGAUAAUUGGCGUUUAUCUAUUUGGUUUGGGUCUGGCAUUGUUGGCCAUUCGCCUGACGAAACACACAACAGGACGACUGAGACCAUACUUUUUUGAUGUCUGCCAACCGACUUGGGGGGAGGAUAAUGCUGAGACUUGUGCCAGCAGCUUGGGACCCAGUAACUAUUCCUCCACAUUUAUCGAUCAUUUCAACUGCACGGAGUUCUCCGCGUCGUUGGAACUACUUGCGAUAGUUCGUCAUUCAUUUCCCAGUGGCUUUAGCACCACUACCGCCUAUGCCAUGGUCUUUUUGAUCUAUUAUGCCCAGGCGAGACUGUUUUCGCCUUGGCUUAAGUUGCUACGUUCCACACUGCAAUUGGCCUGCGGUGGUUUAGCUUUGCUGGCCUCGUAUGAACGAAUUUCCACCUACCAGAAUCAUCUGUCCGACGUAAUUGCUGGUGCAGUCUUGGGUUACAUUUUGGCGGCAUUUAUGACCAUAUUUGUGGCACAUCUGUUUCGGGAGGUGCGUGUAAAACGACGCCAAUGGCCAAGGAACGAACAGAUCUACGGCUAUGCUGGCUAUUAUAAUAGAGCCACCUAUGGCUACUGA
Messenger RNA from Drosophila willistoni, 924 nucleotides. Its product is annotated as putative phosphatidate phosphatase. Gene Ontology annotation, molecular function: phosphatidate phosphatase activity. The record is from RefSeq and is a predicted model, not a curated record. The coding region runs from base 1 to 924 and encodes 307 amino acids. Lineage: Eukaryota; Metazoa; Arthropoda; Insecta; Diptera; Drosophilidae. The transcript has a single exon. Gene Ontology annotation, biological process: phospholipid dephosphorylation; signal transduction; phospholipid metabolic process.